Botrytis byssoidea is the source of this 1743-nucleotide messenger RNA. RefSeq lists its product as uncharacterized. Gene Ontology annotation, molecular function: poly(A) RNA polymerase activity; RNA binding. The transcript has 6 exons. NCBI's taxonomy places the organism in Eukaryota, Fungi, Ascomycota, Leotiomycetes, Helotiales, Sclerotiniaceae. Gene Ontology annotation, cellular component: nucleus. Bases 1 to 1743 code for a protein of 580 amino acids. The record is from RefSeq and is a predicted model, not a curated record.
AUGGCAGCUGCAGCCCCCAGGCAAUUGGGCAUCACUCCGCCUUUAUCUACCGCGCUUCCAACGGAUGCUGAGAAGCAAGCAACUGAUGCGCUGAUUGACGAAAUGACAAAAGAGAAUCUUUUUGAAAGUCGCGCUGAUACCGAAAAGAGAUCCACCGUCCUUGCUUCUUUACAAUCCAUCACCGAAGAAUUUGUAAAACGAGUUUGCAGAAAGCAGAACCUACCGGAGAAUAUUGUCAACAAUGCCGGCGGUAGAAUCUUUACAUAUGGUAGUUUUCGACUUGGUGUUUAUGGACCUGGCUCUGAUAUCGAUACUCUGGUUGUCGUACCCAAGAACGUUUCCCGCGAAGAAUAUUUCGAACUUUUCCCAGAUCUUCUCGUUGAAUUGGCGCCAGAGGGAGCUAUUACAGACCUAACGCCUGUUCCAGAUGCAUUCGUCCCAAUUAUUAAGUUUGAAUAUUCCGGCAUCAGCAUCGAUUUGAUCUUCGCACGUAUCGAAGUACUUUCUCAAAUUUCAAGGUCCCUAAGCUUGAAUGACGACAACUUAUUGGCGGGUUUGGAUGAAGCCGGCUUACGCUCUCUGAAUGGAACGCGAGUUACCGAUGAUAUCUUGAAUUUGGUACCGGAAAAGGCAGUAUUCAGAACUGCUCUAAGGGGAGUUAAACUUUGGGCGCAGAGACGAGCUAUCUAUGCAAACAUUAUGGGUUUCCCUGGAGGUGUCGCCUGGGCCAUGCUGGUGGCUAGAGUAUGUCAAUUAUAUCCACAAGCUACCGCUUCUACAGUCAUCCUCAAAUUUUUCCGUAUCAUGUCUCAGUGGCAGUGGCCGCAACCAGUCCUACUGCAGGCAAUUAAAGGUGGUAAGCUUAACGUUCGUGUCUGGAAUCCAAGAGUUUACAAAGGCGACGGUUACCAUCUCAUGCCAAUCAUUACCCCUUCAUAUCCCUCUAUGUGUGCUACUCAUAAUAUAACAAAAUCAACCAAAGAGAUCAUCUGUCGGGAACUUGCUCGUGGAGGAAAUAUCACGGAUAGAAUUAUGAUGGGCAAAGCAUCCUGGAAAGACUUGUUCGUCAAACACACAUUUUUCACCAAAAACUACAAAUACUACCUCUCCGUCAUUUCCGCCAGUACUACAACCGCGGCUCAACUUAUCUGGGCUGGUUUGGUUGAAUCAAAAGUUAGACUUUUAGUUUCUAAUGUAGAAAACCACGAAUCAAUCGCGUUGGCACAUCCAUUCAACAAGGGAUUCGAACGAGUUCACAAAUGCAGUUCCGAGGACGAAAUCGAAGCGGUAAAAGAGGGCAAUCUACAAUACCAGAUCAAAGAAAUCCCAGCAGUGACUACGGACCCAUCUCAUGAUACAGACUUAGGAAUUGCGGUAAAGGACCAGACUGGGGAAGUCAAGGAUGAGAAUGGAGAUGCACCAAAAUCCGAAUCUGAGAAAAAGGAAUCAUUAGUUUACACAACAACAUUUUAUAUCGGCCUCGAGCUUCGCGAAGGCGCUAAAUCGCUCGAUCUUGCAUGGUGUGUUGAUGAGUUUAAGCGAGUGUGUAGAGGUUGGGAGAAGUAUAACGAAGAGCUUAUGACUUUAUCUGUCGUUAACACUCGAAACUGCGACCUUCCAGACGACGUCUUUACUGAAGGCGAGGUCAAGCCAACUCGUUCUCAAAAGAAAAAGAAGCGUGCUUCAGCAGAUGACGUUGAAAAUGCAUCCACAAAGAGACGGCAGGUAGUUGCUGCUGGAUAA